Lichtheimia ornata is the source of this 1137-nucleotide messenger RNA. RefSeq lists its product as uncharacterized. Gene Ontology annotation, cellular component: mitochondrion. Gene Ontology annotation, molecular function: isocitrate dehydrogenase (NAD+) activity; magnesium ion binding; NAD binding. Lineage: Eukaryota; Fungi; Mucoromycota; Mucoromycetes; Mucorales; Lichtheimiaceae. Gene Ontology annotation, biological process: isocitrate metabolic process; tricarboxylic acid cycle. The record is from RefSeq and is a predicted model, not a curated record. The coding region runs from base 1 to 1137 and encodes 378 amino acids. The transcript is spliced from 6 exons.
AUGGCUUCUUCCAUUCUUCGUCGUACUUUGGCCACUGCUGCUGCUCCUUCCUCUGUCAAGAUUGGCUUGAUCCCUGCUGAUGGUAUUGGUAGAGAAGUCAUUCCUGCUGCUCGUACUGUGCUCGAGUCGCUCACCGAUGGUCCCAAGUUUGAAUUUGUGAACUUGGAUGCUGGUUUUGAGCAUUUCCAAAAGACCGGUACAGCUCUUCCUGAAGAGACUUUGGAGGUCUUGAAGAAUGAAUGUCAAGGUGCUUUGUUUGGUGCUGUCAGCUCGCCAUCCCACAAGGUUGCUGGUUAUUCAUCUCCCAUUGUUGCUCUCCGUAAGAAAUUGGAUCUUUACGCCAACGUACGCCCUGUUGCCUCUGUCAAAUCGCCUGCUUUCCCUGAUCAACGUGAACUUGAUAUGCUCAUUAUUCGUGAAAACACCGAAUGCUUGUAUAUCAAAUCCGAACGUCAAGAAGUCGAUCCUGAAACCGGUCUCAAGGUCGCAUGGGCCGAUCGUAAGAUCACUGAGUAUGCUUCCAAGCGUGCUGGUACCAUGGCUUUCAAUAUGGCAUUGACUCGCCAAAAGUUGCGUGAGCAAAAGCCUUUGGAUAAGCGAUUCUGGAAGCAAAAUCCUCGUGUCACCAUUGUUCACAAAUCCAAUGUCAUGAGCGUUACUGAUGGUUUGUGGCGUGAAACCGUUCGCGCUGUCAAGGAGCAGAACCCUGAAAAGUAUGGUGGUGUUGAUAUGGAAGAACAGCUUGUCGACUCCAUGGUGUAUCGCAUGUUCCGUGAACCUGAAGCAUUUGAUGUUGUUGUUGCUCCCAACCUUUACGGUGACAUUAUCAGUGAUGGUGCUGCUGCUUUGGUUGGUUCCUUAGGUGUUGUCCCUUCUGCCAAUGUCGGUGAUAACUUUGUUGUUGGUGAGCCUGUCCAUGGUUCUGCACCUGAUAUCGCUGGUAAGGGCAUUGCCAACCCUAUUGCUUCCAUUCGUUCCGCUGGUCUUCUUCUCGAGCACCUCGGCUAUACCCAACAAGCCCUCAAGAUGUAUGAUGCCGUGGAUGCUGUUUUGGCUGAAGGCAAGGUCUUGACCCCUGAUCUUGGUGGCAAGAGCUCCACCACCGAUGUCGUCAAUGCUGUCCUUAAGAACCUUUAA